Molecule: messenger RNA, 1371 nt
Organism: Hibiscus syriacus
Lineage: Eukaryota; Viridiplantae; Streptophyta; Magnoliopsida; Malvales; Malvaceae
Product: WAT1-related protein At2g37460-like
Exons: 7
Coding region: 55-1179 (374 amino acids)
Cellular component (GO): plasma membrane
Molecular function (GO): transmembrane transporter activity
Source: RefSeq, a predicted model, not a curated record
GAGUUCAUCACCUCGUUAAACUUUUUCUGUUCCAUAAGUUCUUAUUUACAAAAAAUGGAGAACCAAGAACAUGGUUCAUCAGCAGGCAAGUACAAGCCAUUUUUAGCUGCAAUCCUCUUGCAAGUUGGGUAUGCAGGGAUGGAUAUCUUGUCUAAGGCUGCAUUAAACCAGGGUAUGAGCAAUUACGCACUCGUCGUUUACCGACACGCCAUUGCCACCGUUGUCAUGGCUCCUUUUGCGGCUUUACUCGACAAGAAAGUGAGGCCUAAGAUGACAAUAUCAAUCUUCAUCAAAAUAAUGCUGCUAGGCUUACUGGAGCCGGUAAUUGACCAAAACUUGUAUUAUCUAGGGAUGAAAUAUACGACCGCAACGUUUGCAACUGCCAUGUACAAUAUUCUUCCAGCCAUUACUUUCGUUAUGGCUUGGAUUUUAAGGCUUGAGAAGGUGAACUUAAGAUCGAUACGUAGCCAUGGAAAGCUUAUAGGAACACUUGCAACAGUUGCAGGAGCGAUGGUGAUGACACUGAUGAAAGGACCCGUGCUCGAGUUGUUUUGGAUGAAAGGAAGGAUCAACCACGAAGCAGCGGCAAAAAACGGGACGGAUCUCCACGAUUCGAUUAAAGGUGGUAUACUGAUUACAGUUGGUUGCUUCAGCUAUGCUUGUUUUGUCAUACUCCAAGCAAUCACUCUUGAAACGUACCCUGCAGACCUUUCUCUAACAGUUUGGAUAUGCCUGGUGGGCACCCUUGAAGGUACCAUUGCAGCUUUGAUAAUGGAAAAGGGAGAUGCUGCCAUUUGGGCUAUUAAAUGGGACACCAGGUUGCUCACUGCUGCAUACAGUGGUAUUGUAUGUUCAGGAGUUAGUUAUUACGUUCAAGGGAUGAUAAUGAAAGAGAGAGGUCCAGUGUUUGUGACAGCUUUCAGUCCCUUGUGCAUGGUUAUUGUAGCCAUUAUGUCGUCUUUCAUUCUUGCUGAACAAAUGUUUCUCGGAAGGGUGAUUGGAGCCAUAAUUAUAAUCGGGGGUCUAUAUCUGGUGCUGUGGGGUAAAAGCAAGGAUUACAAGUCGCCACCAUCGCCAUUGAUCGAAGCAGCUAAAAUAGAACCGGGUAGGAUGGACAAGAGCAGUUUUGAUGAUGAGGGCAUCACGGUUGAAGAGAAAUUCCAUUCGAUAAUUGUGUAGAAGAAUGGAUAUGAUUUUGAAUAUUAACAUCAUUUCCACUACCCUCACUGGUAGUGGUAUCUGCUUCAAGUGUAACUAUAUAUGCUUUUGUAUAAUAAAAUAUUAUGACUAAGAUCAUGAAUCUGGACUCUAUCCCCAGCGGAUACACCAUCUGUAAUCAUUAAGCUUCAAGGAGCUCCUUUUUUAAAGACA